Saccharomyces paradoxus is the source of this 2064-nucleotide messenger RNA. RefSeq lists its product as uncharacterized. Gene Ontology annotation, cellular component: membrane. Gene Ontology annotation, molecular function: carbohydrate:proton symporter activity. NCBI's taxonomy places the organism in Eukaryota, Fungi, Ascomycota, Saccharomycetes, Saccharomycetales, Saccharomycetaceae. The record is from RefSeq and is a predicted model, not a curated record. The coding region runs from base 1 to 2064 and encodes 687 amino acids. Gene Ontology annotation, biological process: carbohydrate transport; transmembrane transport. The transcript has a single exon.
AUGAAACCUCCAUCAAGCAUGUCACGUUUAAAUAAACCACUUGCUCAAGAAGCUAGUAGUUCGGCGCAUAUUGAUAGAGCACAUCAGCUAGCACAGGAUUUCAACAGUAAACAGGAUGAUACCGCACUAACUUCACUCCCCCACAAGAACCCUGACAUAUUCAGAUUUGAGAAUAACAUCACAGCUCACAGCUCGCGUCGUGGUUCUCUUUAUAGGGAUAGCGACGCUACUGUGGUUUUGCCGCUUUCUGAACAUACCCCUAGAUUAUCAAUGGAUGAUCCAUACCGCCAGUUAUUACAACAGGCUGAAAUCUCACAACUACGAAGUAAGAAAAAAAGGCAUUCUAGUCGAACUUUGCGUGCUUCGUUUAUAUCUUUUGUGGUGCUAGUUUCGUCGCUAUCGGGAUUGGACCAAGGUCUCAUAUCUGGAAAUGUUAUGACGUUGUCAUUCCAGAAAUAUUUUCAUUACCCACUGACUUCUCCACUAGGAAAUAUUGUGAGCGUUGUUAAUCUAGGUGCCUUCAUGGCCUCGUUGUUCGUGUAUUCGGGUGUCCUGGAGGCUUCUAGCAGGAAAAAAAUGCUUCAAAUAAGCACAAUGAUAUAUUCUCUAGGCGCCAUUGUCCAGGUCCUGGCUCUAAAUCAAUGGUGUUUACUACUGGGUAGAUUCGUUCUCGGAGUAGGUAUGGGGUUUGCCUUUUCCAUGGUAAUAAUUUAUCAAUUCGAGUUUCCUCUUCCAUAUAUAAGAAAACGAACAUUCAUUUCUAUCCAGUGCGUCUCUAGUGUCAUUGCAUAUUCGUUCGGAAUUUGGAUUAAUUGUGCUUUCAGGUAUUUGAGCUUUGCAUGGAGAUACCCUUUGUCAACACAUGUGCUACUUGGAAUAAUACUAAACCUAAUGUCGUUCUACCUCAUUUUAGAAUCCCCUUCUUGGCUUUUAAAGCAAAAGAAUGAUGUGGAAGCGUUAGUUUUGAUAUCGAAUAUAUUCGAUGAUGGAAAUUUCGAGGAAAACCAGACUCAGUUGAAAUUUAGAGUUCUGAAACGAGACAUACUAUUGAAAUCACAUCUUCAAAAAAACUCAUAUCCAUAUGCAUAUAUUUUAAAUGAUUUUUCUUCAAUAAUAAAAAUGUUGAUAGGUUUCCAACUACUUACAAGAUCAAAUGGUGUUGAUGCCUUCUUAUAUUACUCACCGUUAAUAUUACAACAAAUGGGGAGAGGAGAAAAAAAAUCAAUUUAUUUAACGGGGCUCAACGCUUUAAUUUACACCACCGUAAUAUUAGCUUACUUCCCCAUGGUAUUGCGGAAACGUAAAGAGAAAAUGAAUAUACUUUUAGGUUCGGUUGUCAUGUGUGUAUUGCUAUUUACCAUAUCUUUUACAGAUUUGUUUCCCAAGAGUACGACAAGGUAUAUAUCAAUACUGUUUGCUGUAUUCCUUUUUACACACUUCAUCAGUUGGGAUUCCAUAGGUUGGGUUAUGACCAUUGAGCUUUUACCCCACUUAUCGCAGGCACCGGUGAUAUUGCUAAUAUCAAACUUUUAUUGGUUUUUUAAGUGGUUUGUUAGUUUAAUAACACCUAUACUUAUCGACCGUCUGUCCUGGAAGUUUUACCUUAUCCCGUCUUUAUCUUCCUUUAUUUCUAUUAUAUUUGUGCUAAAGAUUUUCCCUAUCGUAACCGGUGACGAGAGGCUAGAUUCAGAUGACGAUUCUGCUGGAAACAGCAGUGGCAACCAUGAUGAUGUUUUUGACGAUACUGGCUCUGAAUUCUCGUCAUCACCAUCCUUUUCCGCGUACCAGAUAAAUACUCUAGGAAGCAGCAUUAAACAAAAUAACCAAGCAUAUUCGUCGAUUCAAAAUGAGCAAAUUCUACCCAAAGACGGAGGUUUAUCGAACCAGACACAUGGAUCUGCACAAAAUGUUUAUUUUAUCACAUCUGAUUCAGGACCAUCAAGGACAGGCGAGUUUUUCAGCUUUCAUAAUAGAACUGACCCGAAUAUCAGAGACGACAUUGCUGCUAAUAAAUCGGGCUCAGGUGAGGUUCAGAACUCCCCUGGAGACAUAGCAGUUGCCUAG